AUGUCUGGCUUCCAGAUUCCAGGCUUGGGUCAGGCCCAGCCAAGUCCGCUUCCCACAGACCAGCCGCAGUCUGGCUCGACAACCGAUGCCCAAGCCGUUCAAAGCCACAACGACAAUGUGGUCAAUCCUGAUGCGACCACUGCGGAGCAGCCUGAAGGCAGUAAAUCAGCCGUCCAGUCCAAUCGCGAACAACCGACCACCAGUCCGAGUCAUGCCAUCGCGACAGUUCCAGCGACUUCGGCCGCGCAGAAUGAAGUGGUGAUGGGGGAUUCAACUGAGCCCCUCGCCCCAGAAGCGGCGAACAGCACAGAUGCACCUGCGCAGCAACAGGACGCCGUUGCGACCGACGACGCGAUGAUGAUCGACCGGCCAGCGAGCCCCCCAUCUCUCACAAGUGCGUUGGAAGCAGCGCUAGGUGGCCUUCAAGGCGACGACGCUGAAGUUACACUCCCUGCACAGCAGGGCAACUCGACAAACGAGCAGCAACCCGCACAACAAGAUACCGCCCCUGCUACAGCCAGCGAAAACCCGGAAUUUGAGGUCGACUCGUCACCCUACGUCAGCUCCGACUCUAGCAGUGAUUCCUCCGACGACGAAGACUCAGAUAAUGAGGGCUACGAACUACUCGGGGUGGAGGAAACAGCUCGCAUGCUCAUGGAAGCGGAAGGCGGGUCGGACGACGAGGGUGACAAGGGCGGCAAGUCAGGUGCGGGCGCCCAUCUCCGUACCAAGAAUGAGCUUCCCGAAGAGACGAUACCACGACCCGACGUGACCAUCACGCCUGAGAUGAAAAUUGAGGAGCUCGGUGCGGUCGAGCAUGUUGUCGAGAACAUGAUCCUCAUCAAGGCCUUCACGCCAGGUGAGUACCAGGUUCUCGACACGGGGUCGGUAGUCUGCAAUGAGGAGCGCGUCGUCAUAGGCGCCAUCGCGGAGACAAUUGGCAAGGUACUGCAGCCCAUGUACACGAUGCACUUCAACUCAGCCGAAGAGAUCAAGGAGCUGGGUGUCCAGGUGGGCACAAAGGUCUUUUACCCGGCAGAGCACGCCAGCUUUGUCUUUACGGAGCCGCUCAAGAGUGCCAAGGGUACGGACGCCAGCAACAUCCAUGACGAGGAGGUUCCAGAGGAUGAGAUGGAGUUCUCGGAUGACGAGAAGGAAGCGGAGUACAAGCGCGCACUCAAGGAGAAGAAGAGGAAGAAGCACGGCGCGACCCGAGGAGGACGUGAGCAGCCCGCAACAGCUGGCCAGGGCAUGGGACCGAGCGGCGAGCUAAACUACGACGACGAUGAUGGGCCGUACAAGCCUCUGUCUAGACCGCCCGGGUUUGGCAGCGGUCCUGUCUCGCAGGAGGAACCGGGCAGACCGAGUCACAGGGGCAGGGGACGAGGCGAUGCGCGAGGAGGGAGAGGCAGUCGUGGGAGAGGUGGACGUGGCGGCGGCGGUGGUGGUGGUGGUCACAGCGGGCCGAGGGACGGCUUUUCGGCUGCUCCUCAGGGGUAUCAACAACAACAUCACAAUCAACAUCAGCAGCAGCAGUACCCACAGCCACCUCAACAGCAACAGUCAUUCCAGCCACCACCUCCACCCGGGUGGAAUGGUCAGGCGCCGGCACAACCACCCGCCAUGCCCAACUUCGGGUUCCAGUUCCCUGGAUGGCCACAGCCGCAGCCAGGUCAACAACACGCGACGCCUCCUCCUCCCCCUGGCUGGCCGGGCGCGGUCCAGGCGCACCACCCGCAGCAGCAGGAGGGUGGCAACAGUGCUUUCAUGAACCCAGCGCUCAUAGCUGCGUUAGUGAACCAGAUGCAGGGACAGAAUCAGCAGGGCGGGCAGCAGCCGCAAUGGCCGCAACAACCACCGGGGCAAUGA
Messenger RNA from Emericellopsis cladophorae, 1869 nucleotides. Its product is annotated as H/ACA ribonucleoprotein complex non-core subunit-like protein. The coding region runs from base 1 to 1869 and encodes 622 amino acids. The transcript has a single exon. Gene Ontology annotation, cellular component: sno(s)RNA-containing ribonucleoprotein complex. Gene Ontology annotation, molecular function: RNA binding. The record is from RefSeq and is a predicted model, not a curated record. NCBI's taxonomy places the organism in Eukaryota, Fungi, Ascomycota, Sordariomycetes, Hypocreales, Bionectriaceae. Gene Ontology annotation, biological process: box H/ACA snoRNP assembly; pseudouridine synthesis; ribosome biogenesis.